Messenger RNA from Drepanopeziza brunnea f. sp. 'multigermtubi' MB_m1, 2190 nucleotides. RefSeq lists its product as uncharacterized. Gene Ontology annotation, molecular function: protein-membrane adaptor activity. Gene Ontology annotation, cellular component: nuclear envelope; meiotic nuclear membrane microtubule tethering complex. Lineage: Eukaryota; Fungi; Ascomycota; Leotiomycetes; Helotiales; Drepanopezizaceae. The record is from RefSeq and is a predicted model, not a curated record.
AUGUCGACUCGACGAUCCACCCGUGGCGCUAGCAGAGCUGUCAGCAGCACUGGUGCCCCUUCUCCAUCCGUCUCCACUGCCAACAUUCCCCCAACUCCAAGAACUUCCGCCAGAAGAGCAGCGCGAUCGCUACUCGCUGGCUCACCAAAUUCCCUCCCAGCCAUUGGAGCCCGCCAGAGCACUGCGUAUGGCAGCAACACCGUCCCACCCCCGGCACGAGACGGACCCAUAACGAACCGCACUAUUGAACAAAUCAUUGGUGAGCAAGUUGAGCCCGCCAAGGCCAACAGCAGGGCGAGUAGCCGAGUCUCUCGUGCCAAGUCGACCAAGAGGACCUCCAAGGAAGUCGAGGCCGCCGCCGCCGCUGCCGCCGCCGCCGCGGAGGAGGAAGCUGCCAGAGACAAGAGCUAUGUUCACGAGGAGGGCAUCUUCAACUUUGCAGGGGUGGAGUCCUCUGAGCCCUCUGAGCUUGAGAAUGAACUCAACCCGAUUGAGGAGCUCGAUGAGCCAGAGGAUGAUGAGGAUGAUGAGGAUGAUGAGCAUGAAGACCUCCCACCUAACUCCAUGGAUGAUAUCAAUGCUGCUGCUGAGCAGGAGCGCGUCAUGGAGAUCGCCAGAGCUAACCUUGCAAAUGGUCGUCUCCACGCGGCUCGCGCCAGGAACGGACAAUCGUACCUGAACUGGAUUGACAACGUCAAGGGUACCCGUUUCCUUGGCCCUCUCUUGGAACAUGUUUUCAAGAACCUUCUUUAUUACCUCAUUCCUGCUCUCGUAGCGGUCCUGUGCUUAUCCCUGACCUCCAGGGGUGCUCUGUCUGGCCUAGGCGUUAGCAUGCCAGAGUCACUUUCCAAUCUGGGAUACAAGGUCGGCAAUCCACGUGAGUGGUACAAGCCCACGGACGUACAAGCUAUCAACCGGAGAUUGAGCGAUCUCGAGUGGAAGGUUGGCCGACUCUCGACCCGCCCAUCCGAUCUUGAUCCCAAGGCUCUGGAGGCCAUCCAAGAUAUGCUUCCCGACAACCUUGUCGUCAAGAAGGAUAGGUUCGGCAAAGCAAUCCUCCCUGACAACUUCUGGCAAGCUCUACAGGACAAGGUCCGCUCCAAAGACUCCUUACUCCGUGACCAAGCCGAGUCGGUUGGUAAACAAUCCGGCGGCCACAGCGAGAUGCCCGAAUUCCAGGCCAAGAAGCUGUGGGAGAAGUGGAGCCAGCAAAAUGAAGCUGAGAUCAUCAAACUCCGUGACAGCGAACUUGUUCGUCAGUUCCCUGAGCUCCUGAAGCAAAAUCAAGUCAUCUCCAAGUCUGAAGUCUUGGAUCUUGUUCGCCUCAAUUGGGAAGACAACAAAUCUGAAAUUAGAUCCGAGAUGAGUGAUCUCACGAAGAAGCUACACCAGGCAACUCGCCAGAUCAGCAAACUUCAACAUGAGUUCAAGGAUAAGUCAGCGGUCAUCGCUAACGAAGUCCUCAAGAACUUCAUCUCCAGUGGCCAAAUCGAUGCUCUAGCGUCUGCUAACCUGAAGAGCAAUGUCAACUACGGCCUCACUCGCAUCAACCACUUCUCAAAAGGAACAGGUGCCAUCGUCGAUAUUACUGUUACAUCACCCAAUUACAUGUUCCCCAGCCAUAACGUAUGGCUCCCAAUGAAAAUCGCGAAACGUUUCAUUGGUAACCCCAUCCCCGCCCCCAACAGUCCUGAUACCGCCCUCAUCAAGUGGGAAGAGCACGGCGACUGCUGGUGUUCCCCCGCAAAGGGUCUUGACGGCUUUGGUACCAGUCUCGGAGUCAUCAUGGGCAGCAGCAUCUACGCCGAACAAGUCGUCGUCGAGCACAUCUCUCCGACCGCCUCUCUGGAACCCGGUGCUGCACCCAAAGAUAUGGAACUUCUCGCCUGGAUUUCCGAUCCUGAUCUCUACAAAGCUGUCAAGAAGAUGUCCGACGCCAUCUUCCCAGACCAAGCUGACGUUAUCCAACGCCUUGGCUUCGUCCUUAUCGGCACCUGGACUUACGAUAUCGAGACUCGGCAGAACAUUCAAGCUUUCGCUGUGCAGCUGGACAUGAAAUCUCUGGGAGCGCACACCAACAGGAUCAUCGUCCGUAGCAAGAACAACUGGGGUGCAGAGACUGUUGACUACACUUGCCUCUACCGCGUCCGCGUCCAUGGUCCCAUUGUGGCUACUCCUGGACUCUCCUGA